UUUGCUUCCAAAGUUGCAAGUUUAAAAGCGCGCUCCUUCGGCGGUGGGCACACACAGACAAGGAGAAGUAGAGGAGAAUCAUCAUCGCGAGCACCGAUCUCUCAGUACGUACAACAUCUCGCCACCAACCAAACCCAUAGCUCCCAAAGUGAUCGACAUCCAUCCAUGGCGUCUAUGCUUCUCAAGGGCGUGCACAAGAGGCUGGGCCUGCCGACCAUUAACAUCUCCUGCUCCUCCGCCGACGCCACCUCCGUCAUCGCCAGCACCGGCCCUGGCAGCGGCAGCGGCAGCAGCCGGUUCAUCGACCGCCACUCUCCGCGCCUCCGCGACCCGCACCGCACCUCGACCUCCGCCUCCACCAAGCCGCCAAGGCCGAGCUUCGGCAGCGACAACACCAGAGACUCCUCAGCCUCUUCCCCGAACUCCAACCUGCAACAAGGGCACGGCAGCAAGAAGAAGAAGAAGAGCAGUACUGGCCAAGCUGCUGCUAGUGCUAAUGGCCCAAGGUCUUCGGAGAAGAGGCUGGUCAGCCCCGCGACGUCCUCCAGGUUCCUCCUCAACUCCUCUAGGAUGCAGUCCGACGACCUCGGCGUCGACAUGCUCGCUCUCCCUCCGCCUCCGCCGCCACCGUCCUUUAUCGACGGUAAGGACGCGCCCUUACCGGCCUGGCCCGUGCACUUCCCCGAGGAGAAAGAGAAAUCAACGGUGGUGCAAGUAGCAGAGACUAGUUCCUCAGGGUCUUCCUCUGCUUCGUCGUCGUCAGAGAUCACAACUGCGCCGGUGGACAAAGAUGGCCAAGACCAGGAAGAGGUGAUGAAGAGGUCCUCCUCCACGAGAAGAACACAGGCAGGACAGGUGGUGGUUCUGCGGGUGUCGCUGCACUGCAAGGGCUGCGCGGGCAAGGUGAAGAAGCACAUCGCCAAGAUGGAAGGGGUCACCUCCUUCGACAUCGACAUCGCCAGCAAGAAGGUCACGGUGGUCGGCGCCGUCACGCCGCUCGGCGUCCUCAACAGCGUGUCCAAGGUCAAGCCCGCGCAGUUCUGGCCCUCGCCGCCGCGAACAACAUGUCCACCGCGCGCUUCCGCAUCCUUCUGA
Messenger RNA from Lolium rigidum, 1095 nucleotides. RefSeq names its product protein SODIUM POTASSIUM ROOT DEFECTIVE 1-like. NCBI's taxonomy places the organism in Eukaryota, Viridiplantae, Streptophyta, Magnoliopsida, Poales, Poaceae. The coding region runs from base 166 to 1095 and encodes 309 amino acids. The record is from RefSeq and is a predicted model, not a curated record. The transcript has 2 exons. Gene Ontology annotation, molecular function: metal ion binding.